CUAGAGGAGCAGUCCGUGUUGUGGAGUUGCUGAUGAGCGCAUCUUAAGCGACGAGGCUUUUUCUAGCGUACAUCGUCCCCGGAAAGUCAGAGCGGAUGGCAUCGCAUACUAGCAGUACAUAGCUAGUUCGCUAACGUUGCCAGCUUACUAGUUUGCAGAUUGAUGGUCACUACUACAGUGGGCAUGCAUACGUUUUCCUAAGUCUGGUGGGGGCGGUUGAGCCGAUUUGUUUUUGGUUUUAGCAAAAUGCUGUGUAGUUAGACAUUUAGCUAGCAAGCUGGCUAGCUACCUGCAUUACGCCAGGAGAGAAGAGUAAUCAAUCGCCGGAUACCUUCACCGCCAGCUUUAUACACGCAGGGCUGCUGCUGAGGUAGGGAAAACGUAACAUAGCGGUUGCCGGUGCAUGGACCAGCAAACGGAGCACUAAUGCUGCCUACAACUUCAACAGAAAAUCCCAGCCACGGGUAGUAACGCGCGGUGUAUGAAGUUUUUCACCAGCCUCCACCUCAGCCCCGAUUCUAAGAAUUAACUAGGCUAGCUACCGGCUGGAUACCUAACGUUAGCAAAUUAAGGAACGAUCGCAACGCAGGGAUGUUGCAUGUCUUGUCUUGCGGCGUUGUGCUUUUUCCCGGACUCUUUUUCCUCUUCAGGAAACUACUACCGUCCAUUUUCAAACAGUGGACCGAUGCCGACGUGGUUCUGGUCAGCGAAAGGUUGGUGUCCUUCAUCCAUGCAGUCAUGGCCACCACGGCCGGGCUCAUCGUGGUGUCCUCCUGCGACAACGUGAUAAGCGACAGACACUGGCUGGCCACCUACUUUGUGGUGUGGUUCGGGGUCCCCUACAUGACGUAUGACAUUUACGCCAUGUAUCUCAGCCAUUAUUACCGCUUCCGGGUCAAGGGUCACGAAGAGUACAAGAAGCACUCCCUGCGGACCAUGAACUCGUUCGUGCGCCGGGAGUUCCUGCUGGUCCUUCAUCACAUCGCCCUGCUGACCAUCCUCCUGCCAAUCACGCUGUUUUUCAGGAAGGACCAAGGAGACUACUUCAUCGGCUGCCUGUUCCUGACGGAGCUGAGCACUCCCUUUGUCUCCCUGGGGAAAAUCCUCAUCCAGCUGGGGCUGCAGGACUGCUGGCUCCACAAGCUGAACGGCGUGCUGGUGCUGCUGAGCUUCUUCGUGUGCCGCAUCGCGCUCUUCCCCUACAUGUACUGGGUGUACGGCCGACACUACGCCAUUCCCCUCUACAGCGUCCCCUUCCACCUGUCGCUGGCCUGCAACCUGGGCAACAUCUGCAUCCUGGCCCCGCAGGUGUACUGGUUCGUUCUGCUGUGCCGGAAGGGCUACCGCCUCUACCAGCGGCAGGGCAAGGCUCUCGACUCGCCCUCUGUCACGGACAACAACAAGGGAGACUAGAGGACCCCACCUCCGACGCAACCUCCACCAAUACUACUGUUACUACUACUACUACUACUACUUCUGCUACUGUUACUACACACAGCUGCUACUGCUCUACCACGUCUACUACUCGCACUCGAUAACCGCUGAUGCUCCUACUACUGAUAGUUCCACUUGUUUCUUUCCACCUCUCCCCUCACACACACACACACACACACACCCACCAUUUUAAGUCCACUCCUGU
Molecule: messenger RNA, 1639 nt
Organism: Conger conger (European conger)
Lineage: Eukaryota; Metazoa; Chordata; Actinopteri; Anguilliformes; Congridae
Gene: tlcd3a
Product: TLC domain containing 3A
Exons: 5
Coding region: 592-1413 (273 amino acids)
Biological process (GO): lipid homeostasis
Cellular component (GO): endoplasmic reticulum; membrane
Source: RefSeq, a predicted model, not a curated record